UUGAACCUCGUGUUUGGCCACACCUGUGGAACGGCUAUCAGCGUCCUGGCAAAAAUGUCUGAAGCGGUUUGCUCGCUGUUGAAGAAAAUCUUGCUACCUGAUACUGAAGCUGUGAAGCAAGGCACAAAUGAACUAACAGCUCUUCUUAAACAAGACAAUGGGGUGUCAGAACUAUGCCAGGUCCUUGGCAACAGCAGCCUGGAGCCAGGACUACGUCAGUGUGCUGCAACCAUGUUACGACGUUACCUCAUGGUUAACAAAAACUGGAAGAAACUUCUUCCAGAAACUUUGCAAGAAUUAAAGAAUGGCCUGGUAAACAUCCUGGGCUCUGAGACUGAUGGUAGUGUACGCACAGCAAUUGCCAUGCUUAUGGGGCUGAUCACACGUAAUACAGAGUGGCCUGAACUGAUGCAGCUCUUUUUCACUCUUGGUGCUUCUGAAGAUCUGGCACAGAAACAGUUGUGCUUGUAUGUGCUGUCAGUGGUGAGUGGUGAGGGCACACUGUCACUGCUAGCCCACUGCUCACCGCUGCUGCAGCUGCUUGACAAAUGCCUGCUGGACCCCACCCUGCCGUCCGUGUCGCUCGGUCACGCCAUCGUCACCGUCGCUCGCCUCAGUGAGCUCAUCAGCAGCCAACAUGCGAGUCAGUUCCAAGGCAUCGUUCACAACAUCAUCACUGUGAGUCAGCGCCUGCUAGCUGAAGAUGAGCAGCCAGUCUGGGAAACCAUCGAGUUGCUGGAAGUUCUUAUUGAAAAUGAGAUCCCCGUGUUGGCGGCCGACCUGCCCAAUACAGUGCAGUUCAUCAUCAGUCUGAGCGUGAACAAGGACCUCACCGACGGCCUCAGAAUCAAAGCCAUCACAUUCCUGGGGCUGGUGACCAGGUGCAAGAAGAAGUAUUUGGUGAAGCACAAGUUGACGAGCCCAAUUGUGUUGUCGCUGUUCUCCAUCUUGUGUGAGGAGGUGCCUGAUGAUCAUCCCUUAGGCAUCCUCAUGGCUGACAAUCCUGAAGUAGCUUUCAACAGCACCGGCGAGGAUGAAGUGAUCCACAGUGCAGCUCAGUCCCUGGACCAGUGCGCGCGACACUUGGCUCCUGACAGACUCCUGCAGCCUCUCAUACCUGCUGUUGAACAGGCACUCCAGUCUCAGGACUUUAAUAAGCUGGUCCGUGACUGCGCUCUGCUGGCGCUGUCACAGUUUGCCGAGUUUCUGCAGCCUGACAUCAGCAAGCAUCACAAUGAACUCCUGCCACUCACCCUCAACCAUCUCGCUGAGGUAUGCAACCGGAGUCAGAACGGCUGCCCUGAUCCCCCUGGUGCCACUCGCCUCUUCUAUGCCGUCGAAGUUUUUUGUGAGAACAUGGAGCAGCAAGACCUCCUGCCCCAUGUUGAGCCUUUACUCCAGCACGUCAUGGCCAUCCUGCAAGUUGAGCGAACGUCUCCCUACAUGAAGAAGAACGCCAUCAGCGUCCUGGGGUCGAUGGCGUUGAGCGUGAAGGAGCACAUGGCCGUACACUUUGAAAAAGUCGUGGCGCUCCUCAAGAUUUACUUGCUGGGCGAGAGUCAGGGCGACUCUACGCCCCUGCAACUGCAGAGCCUCGAGACCUUGGCACAGCUCACGCGCAGCCUCGGCACGCAGCACAUACAGCCUUACGCCAACGACAUCAUCGAACUCGCCAUGGUCUUGCUGCAGAGGUCCAAAGCUAAGGACGACCCUGAGCUGCGCAAGACUUGCUACCGCCUCUUCUCUGCCCUCGCUUCAGUCCUCCAUGAGAAGCUGACGCCUCACUUGCCUCCGUUGGUGGAGAGCAUCCAAGCUUCCCUGCAGUCCAAGCAAGGUGUUGUACCUGUACUCAAGAACGACUCCAAUGAGGCUGUCCUCCAAAGACUAGGAGAACUCGAGUACUCUGAAGGCGAAGAAGAGGAAGACCUUGACGUUGCCGGCUACUCUGUAGAGAAUAUCUUCCUGGAGGAAAAGGAGGACACUUGCGUAGCUCUCAGGGAACUUGCUGAGUCGUGCGGAGAAGGAUUCGUUCCUUUCAUCCCUAGAAUCGCACAGGACGUCUUUGACUUGGUGGCAUACCCCAAUGAAGACGUGAGACAAGCCGCCCUUGUGACCAUGACGCACUUUGUCAUUGCGCUCUCAAAACGCACGUCGGACGAAGGCGUCAAAUGUUUUGAUGAUUGGACGGCUCGCGUUAUGAGCAAACUGAGCGAGGUGAUCCUGAACGAUGAAUACAGCGUUGUGACGUCAGCGUUGGAAGGUUAUUCGGAAUUAUUGGGUGGCGUAGGCGAACGCCUCUUACAGCAGCCACAGCACCUGCCCUCCAUCCUCGCAUCUGUCACUAACGUCUUCACCUGCAAGACGAAGUGCCAGCGGGCGGGCGAUGACGAUGAUGACGACGAUGCGUCCAUGGACGAAGCUGAGAUGGACGAGAUGCUAGUAGAAUAUGCAGGGGAUGUGCUUGAUCCGCUAGGUAAAGUACUAGGACCCGCUCGCUUCUCACAGCACUUCCCAGCCAUUGUGCAGCUCUUCGCCAAGCGCCUGAGACCGAGCAGCAGUGAAUGUGUGCGCUCAUACGUGGUGGGGAAGCUGGCCGAGUGUGUGGAGAUACUAGGGCCCCACUGCGCCCCCUUCAUCCAUGUCCUCAUGCCCAUCUUUGUGGCAGGAGCCCGUGACCUCAGCAGUGGGGAGGUGCGCGGUAACGGCAUUUAUGGUCUAGGGCUUCUCGGCCUUCACGGCGGGGAAAUGGUUUUGCCGCAUCUGCCAGGGGUGCUCAUGUGUCUGUCUGAGGUCAUGGCUGUAGAGAAGGAAGCUCAAGCCAGCGACAAUAUUUGUGGCGCCCUCGCGCGCAUCAUCGCCGCUCACGGUAGAAGUGUACCGAUUCCUACCGUCCUCCCGGCGGUUCUCAACUGCCUGCCGUUGCGCGAAGACUUUGAGGAGAACACGACUGUGUUCAGCACGUUCUCUGCGCUGUAUCAACAACGCGAGCCCACCGUGCUGCUUCAUCUGCCUAUGGUGCUGCGUGCUGCUGCUAUUGUCUAUACGACACCUCAAGCUGACGCUGCAUGUCAGUCUGUCAUAGAGGACUUGGUACGCCGUGUCAAGGCUGAUUCUCCUGAUCAGCUGACAGCAAUGAUCGCUGCCGUGCCAGAACCUGAGCUGCGGCAGCGACUUGAGGCCGCCGCUAAUUCUGCGCCUCCUCCUGACGGUGGUGCUCCCCAACAGUAGUUAACAAAUGACGAUGUUUUACUUUUUCUUAAAUUAAAUGUUUUACUUGUUUAAAUCAUUGCAUAGUAAUCUUCUAAAAUCCCAAUCAUGCGUCCGCCUUCAUUCCUGUUACUUCGAUAUUCUUAUGAAUAUUUUAGCCAGAAAUUAUUUCACUUAAAUUUUCGGUUCUCAGGUCAGUCUUGUGAAUUCGAGCUUAAUUUCAAUCAGCUAUUGUUUGAAGCUUCCUAAUGCCAUCGUUGUAUUUUUUUCAAACAUUGAAAAAAAAAUUCUUUUAUACUGUCCAUUUUGAUUGAAAGCACCAACUGAAUUUCACGUCUUGAAGCUAGUGAUGGAUUACUAUUCUUAUAGCUAUAACUAGUGUCUUCAUUCUUGUUUUUGACACAAUAGUACUUAGUUUGGGAGCGUGACAGAGCAAGAAGGAAAUCUUGCACGCUAAUAUAAAUCUUAUGUCAUGGCUACUCAAUGAAGGAAUAUUUCAUAAUGGACGCAUGAGGAUCCAUCGCACGACAUAAGAGUAGGUAAUUGGUUCCUUGGUUGUAGUUAGAUGUUCGUUUUUUGUGAGGGCAUUGACGUGCACAUUUAUUAAUUCCGGCCUUGGUGAAUCGCUAUAAUUCACGCGUAUCAUUAUGGUGAUGGUGAGAAAAUAGCGAUAAUCUAUGCGCUUGUUGAUAAUGAUCACAUAGAUAUUUUGCUUGGUCUACCCUGGAUCAUGUUUCCUACAAAAUAAAAUUUCGGCCAUGCUCUCUAUGGGGGAAUUCCUUGCUCUAUUUUAACUGUGUAGGUAUGUGGUCACCCAAUCCAUAUGAUGAGUUGUCAACAUCUGUGAGCAUCUAGCAUUGAAAGGGAACCUUAAUUUUAUCACAUCAUAACUUGAUAUGGAACAAGAUUCAAGUCAUGUGAGCAUCAACGUAGUUUCCAGGUCUCGCUGUGAUUUACUGCACGGAAUGUAGGCGAGUGGCCGACCUCCUUUCAUUUGUUAAGUGAUGAAUCGUUGACAUGCCUACGUGCUUUUCACAUGUCCUGUACAUCAACUGCUUGGUAAAUAGAAAUCGCUCUAUCUAUCGGUAACUUACUCACUUUUUAUAUGUAACUUACUACUACUUACUCGCUGAAAAUUGCCUGCGGUGACAAUUUCUCGGCUGGUUGCGCGGGUCGGGCGCUCGCUUGUGGCAGCUCUCACUGAAUAAAUCCGUGUCCUUUACUACGAAGCUUCAGAUGGUAUGGGACACGUUUGGCUGUUAUUAUUUACCUAUUAAGUUUUCACUGAGCUUAUCUUGAAGGAUGCUAGUGUUUUUUACGAAUAUUGUAUGCAAGCUGCUUUUUGUGAUAUCCAUAUGUUAGUUGCUGUUGCUCAGCUUCAAUUGUGCUGACGUGAUUUAAAUUAGCAUGUAAUCUCAUCAUUAUUAUUCUUAUACGACAUAAUUAUUAAGAUGAUCAUGCUUGACAUUUAUAAUUAGAGCUAUCGAAGAUUGUGUGUGGUUAUCACUGAGAGGAAGCUUGACUUAGAUUAUGAUGUGUUCUGCAUACUAUCAGACUAGCAUUAUCAUAACUCAACGAUGUCUACCGAUCAAUGGAAUAGAAUGGUAAUAACUAAAAUUUCCCUUGCCAGACAUGACCAUUGACGGAAAUUUAUUUUUAUUCAAUCUUUAAGGAAUUUGGUUGAAUCGUCUUUCAUUAUUUACUUUUCUGAUCAUCUUUUCACUAUCGAAAUGUGAAGUGAGGAACUCGCUCUGCUUUCAUAAGUGGAUUUGAUUAAAAGAACUUCUUUCCACGCUAAGUCUCGCGCAUUUACCCUCUCUAAACAAUUAUUUGCCUUGAAUACGAGCGAUGGCGGUGGAUAAAAUUAUAUCUAAAAUAAUUUGAAUGAAGGAAAUGUACCAAGUUGUUCAUAUGACGUAGAUUGCUAGUAGCUAUUUUAGCAUGGGUUCCGGGCUGCAUGUUCGUCCUUGCACCGAUCCAUGUGACGGUUAUUAAUGUGUAGUCGAGUAUGGGACGUAGGUUUAGUCAUGGUUUUCUGUCUUUGCGUUUCUUCUC
Molecule: messenger RNA, 5262 nt
Organism: Hyalella azteca
Lineage: Eukaryota; Metazoa; Arthropoda; Malacostraca; Amphipoda; Hyalellidae
Product: importin-4-like
Exons: 12
Coding region: 55-3228 (1057 amino acids)
Biological process (GO): protein import into nucleus
Cellular component (GO): cytoplasm; nucleus
Molecular function (GO): small GTPase binding; nuclear import signal receptor activity
Source: RefSeq, a predicted model, not a curated record